This is a messenger RNA of Carassius carassius (crucian carp), 999 nucleotides long. Its product is annotated as transmembrane protein 88-like. NCBI's taxonomy places the organism in Eukaryota, Metazoa, Chordata, Actinopteri, Cypriniformes, Cyprinidae. The transcript is spliced from 3 exons. The record is from RefSeq and is a predicted model, not a curated record. Gene Ontology annotation, molecular function: PDZ domain binding. Gene Ontology annotation, cellular component: plasma membrane. The coding region runs from base 278 to 952 and encodes 224 amino acids.
AGUCUGCCUCACAGAGAGAGAGAGAGAGAGCCAGUGGACAGAAUACAGCAAACCUGAGCUAAAACCAACUAUAGACUUCAGAGAACACAAGAAAUGAGAGCAACCAUCAGACUAGUACGCAAGGAAAAACGUUAGAAUUUAAGAAAUUCUACCCAUUUCUGAACAAGGAAUUCCAAACAAACUUCCAUUUAAAAACACAAAAAACGAGGAGUGCAUGUUGUGUUAGUCAAAGGCAACAAAAAGAAGAGGACUACUGGAGUCACACCACUGGACUAGGAUGAGCAUGAAUAGCACACUGGAGAAGGGGGCUCAUCACCAGGUCCUGGACCUCUCUGAAGAGCUCCCAACCAACAGCCAUCACCACCACCACCAUCACAAUCACAGCGGUCUCCAGCACACUAACUCCUUGGCCUCCACCGUGCCAGCCGGGACCCCAGUGGGUGGGUCUGGAGUGGUUGUGCCUCCGCCUUACUCCGCUGCGGAGGCUGGGAGAGGUGAAGCACCGCUGGAGCUCCGGGGCUCUCUGGACUGCUGGGCAUGCUCAGUGCUGGUGACGGCGCAGAACCUGCUGAUCGCAGCCAUCAAUGCCUGCCUGGCCGGGUUGGUUUUCGGGCUCAUCCUAACUCCUGCUAUUGUCAUGGUGGUGUUCGGCUUCAUCUGCCAUUCAACAGUGCGACCGCACGGUUCAUCACCAUACUGUUCGGAUCUACUGACUGACGGCGGCUGUGUGGCUUUGCUGGUUGUGGGUUUCUUGCUAGUGACUCCGCUCCUGGUUCUGGCCCUGGCUGCGUACUGCCGGCUUGCUCGUCACCUUCAGCUGGGUCUGUGUUUUAUUCCAUACAGCCGUGCCGUCUACAAGAACCUUCCAGCUACCCAGCACCGUGGCUUGAGAGGGGGCUGCUGUGGACAGCGAUCUGGAAAAGGAGAAGGGAAGGGGAAGGUGUGGGUGUAAAGGGAAACCACUACACUUUUGUUGUACUGGAGAUAUGGAAUGUUUUG